Messenger RNA from Monopterus albus (swamp eel), 2985 nucleotides. Its product is annotated as calreticulin-like. Bases 130 to 1428 code for a protein of 432 amino acids. The record is from RefSeq and is a predicted model, not a curated record. Gene Ontology annotation, molecular function: calcium ion binding. The transcript is spliced from 9 exons. NCBI's taxonomy places the organism in Eukaryota, Metazoa, Chordata, Actinopteri, Synbranchiformes, Synbranchidae. Gene Ontology annotation, cellular component: endoplasmic reticulum membrane; endoplasmic reticulum. Gene Ontology annotation, biological process: protein folding; ERAD pathway.
CAAUGAGGCGCGGCCAUCUGUGCAAGGCUCGGCGCUGUUAAAAUACUCAGGUUACCUUCAGGCUUUAAUAGCUGAUUUCACCUCAAAUCUGUCCUCUUUACUCGUCGGUGCUAGACAGAAACUAGCAACAUGAAGCUUCCAGUGACGAUUCUUGUCGUUUUUGCAUCGAUAGCUGUUACUAUCGACGCUACUAUCUACUUCAAGGAGCAGUUUUUGGAUGGAGAUGGAUGGAAGAGCCGGUGGGUCCAGUCUAAGCAUAAAUCAGACUACGGCCAGUGGAAACUGAGUGCUGGAAAGUUCUAUGGGGAUGCUGAAGCAGAUAAAGGUGUUCAGACCAGCCAGGAUGCCCACUUUUACGCCCUGUCAGCCCAUUUUGAGCCCUUCAGCAACGAGGGAAAGCCCCUAGUCAUCCAGUUCACUGUUAAACACGAGCAGAAGAUUGACUGUGGAGGUGGCUACGUCAAGAUCUUCCCUUCUGACCUUGACCAGAGCAACAUGCAUGGAGAGUCACAGUAUUACAUCAUGUUUGGGCCUGAUAUCUGUGGAUACAGCACGAAGAAGGUUCAUGUAAUAUUAAAUUAUAAGGGCCAGAACCACCUCAUCAAGAAAGACAUCAAAUGCAAGGAUGAUGAGCUGACCCACCUGUACACACUGAUCUUGAAUCCAGACCAGACAUAUGAGGUGAGGAUCAACAAUGAAAAGGUGGAGUCUGGCUCCCUGGAGGAUGACUGGGACAUGCUGCCCCCAAAGAAGAUCAAGGAUCCUGAGGCCAAGAAACCCAGUGACUGGGAUGACAGGGCCAAGAUCGAUGACCCCAGUGACACCAAACCUGAGGACUGGGACGAGCCAGAGACCAUCCCUGACCCUGAUGCCAAGAAGCCCAGUGACUGGGAUGAGGACAUGGAUGGAGAGUGGGAACCUCCUAUGAUCACCAACCCAGAGUAUAAGGGAGAAUGGAGACCCAAGCAGAUUGACAACCCAGACUACAAAGGACCCUGGGUCCACCCUGAGAUCGACAACCCAGAAUACACUCAUGAUGCCACGAUGUAUAAGUUUGAUAACAUUGGAGUUCUGGGCCUGGAUCUGUGGCAGGUUAAAUCUGGCACCAUCUUUGACAACUUUCUAAUCACUGAUGAUGUCAGAGAAGCAGAGGAGUUUGGUAAAGAAACCUGGGGAGCUACUAAGGGACCAGAGAAGAAGAUGAAGGAGGAGCAGGAGGACAUGGAAAGGAAACUGAGGGAGGAGGAGGAGAAGAGCAAGAAGAAGGAUGGUGAAGGCGAUGAGGAGGAGGACGACGAAGAAGAAGAAGAUGAUGAGGAGGAGGAGGAGGAGGUGGCAGAAGAAGAGGGCGAGCAUGAUGAGGAGGCGGAGGAGGACGCAGGGACAGAAGAGGAGGACAGCAGUGUCAAUCACAAGGAUGAGUUGUAGAGUGGAGGAGCCCGUUGGUGGACUGUUGUGUCCUUCUCUGCAGGUUCAAGCUAACAGAAGAAAAUUAGUGAAAGCCCUAUGAAAUCUGGCCUUACAUACAGCAGCCUUUUAUUCAGGUGUAGGGGCGGAGGAGGGGUAGAAGAUGGGGUCAGAUCAGAUUUAUUUUUUUAUCAGUUCCCUUGUCUUCUUUAAAAGUCCUCAAAUUAGAGAGGGGAGAAGGGUUUACAUGUUUUCCUUCUGUUCUGUGCCUGCUUUGGUUGUGAAUUUUCUAAGUUAAUGUAAUUUACUGAAUGUGGUCAAUCCCUUGAUGUGUGUGUCCUGCAUACUCACAGAGAAAGUUGCCCUUUAUUAUUGCCUUGGGUGGGAUGUCCUGGAUAUUGAGGGUUUGUGAUGUCUGCUUCAUGCACUUUUAUUUCUCCUGUGUGAUAUAGUACUUUUUUUUUUUUUUUUUUUUAAUCGACCCCCUUUGUAAUUUAUUCAGUCAUUACAUUCGUUCCCUCAAAACACAAAGCUUUCCACACAGUUCUUUGUGUGUUUGUGUGUGUUUGACUGAGAAUGCAUUAGAGACAACUGUGAUUUUUACAAUCCUCAUUUGGUUUGAAUGAGUGACUGUCCCAUGGGUGCACACUGAUUUUGAGUUUCAAUUAAUAAAUUGAAGCUUCUCUCAACAAUCUGACCCCUGAUUUUGAUGGUAUUGGUCGAUGUGUGAAUGUUGUCAGUGUUAUUUCAGUGUGGUGUGAAGAAGAUAUUUAUGAGUGAUAGAAUAGUGGCUGAAACAAACAAAACAACAGCCACAUUAUUAUUAUUAUUAUUACUGGAACAAGCUGUUUUUACAUUGUCAGUAUCUGUACCAGAAUAAUACCAUAGGUACAGAUGGCAAAAACUACUUUAUCAAGAGUGUCUCAGGCACCAGAUGUGAACAUCUUGAUCUUUUCCUCAGCCACCAAUUGUGUUUUUUCUAUAAAUAUGCCAAACUGCACAGUGCAUCAGUGUUUAAAGGAACCUUUUAAACAGAGAUUUCCCACUGAGAUCAGGAAAUGUCUGAUCAAAAAAUCUAGCAAAUGUUCUAAUACUUGACACAUAGAUACACAUUUUGGUCAGUAUUGACAAAGUGUUGAGGUUACAUUUUCACAUAUUUUCUAAAUUUAUUGCACAAGAUAAAGUCUGUGGAGUGUGACCAAAGUUAAAGUUCAAGUCUGUUUGUAUUUCCUGAUUGUUCAAGUUGUCAGCAUCAUAAUGAAGAGUACCUCUAUGUGGUGUUGCUAUGAAGAUGAUGAGACAAGUAUAUUUUGAUUAGAAAUGGAGCCUUUUCAGUGAAUUUAUUCACUGAAAACAUUAUUCAAUUUAUUCAAAGACUUCCCUGUUUACCAGACAGGAAGCUCCAAUAAAAAGAUGUUAUUGGUUGCAUUAUGGCAAAGGUAGAACCAAGUGUUUCUAUAAUUUGAUCCAGACAGUGGACUAAAAUCUGCAUAUGUCAGCCUCUGCUGCUUCAAUGAUGACAAUAAUUUUUAUAGAUCUUUUGUGAACCAACUUUAUUAAAGUACAGUACUUCACGGA